Messenger RNA from Daphnia magna, 1143 nucleotides. RefSeq lists its product as uncharacterized. The record is from RefSeq and is a predicted model, not a curated record. The coding region runs from base 41 to 1129 and encodes 362 amino acids. The transcript has 6 exons. Lineage: Eukaryota; Metazoa; Arthropoda; Branchiopoda; Diplostraca; Daphniidae.
CGACAUUUUUACUCAUUGCAGAUAUUUGAGAUCCAAUUCUAUGCCUCCUAAUCCUAGGAAAGACGAGCCAUUUUUUGAGAUCCACGUAGAGUUCUUCACUCCAGACUUUUUUCAAGGAGAGGUCUUCGCUGGGCAUGGCACAAAUAAAGCUCGCCAUCUUCUGUUUUUCACACAAGUAAUGAAGAGACAGUUGGAGGACUGCAAGACGUGGUUCCUAGAUGCGACAUUCCACUUCAUCAGGGAUCCCAUAAAACAGUUACUCUCCAUCAACGGAAUAAUAAAGAACGAGAAAGGAGAUUUAAAGCAAGUGCCGCUUCUUUUCUGUUGCAUGUCUCGAAGAAGAGCUAUUGACUAUAUAGCGGUGUUCCAAAAACUAAAGGAAAUCAUGCCCCUUCCCAGAGUUGAACGGAUUGUGACAGAUUUUGAACGCGCAGUUUUUGUCGCAGUCCGAAAACUGUUUCCUUCUUGCUUCCACUUGGGAUGUAAUUUCCAUUGGUGCCAGGCAAUAAUGAAGAAAAUCCGCGAUUUUAACCUGUCGACCAAGUACAACAAAAAAGGAUCCAAUCCUGUUCGCGACUUCGUUUUUCGUCUGCUUUGCCUCGCCUAUCUUCCAGCCGAUAAAAUACCUUCGGUGUUUGACUCCUUACGAACAUCGGUGCCACCAAUACUGGAGACAUUAAUGGACUAUAUGGAGCGAAACUGGAUUCGAGGCCGUUUUUGGACUCCUGUUCAUUGGUCCUGUUUCAAUCUCCUUCUGAGAACAAAUAACGAUUGUGAAGGGCUUCACAAUUACUGGAACAAGUUGGCGGGUGGCCCAAAUCUCCCGUUUUACAAGAUGACGUUAGUGCUGGAGCAGCUGUGUCAAGCCGUAAAGCUGUCACAGAAGCUUCUCUCUCACGAGAAGAUCAAGGCCCAUAAGAAGAAGGAGACACAGUUAAAGAACUCCAUCCUUUUUGCUUUGUGGACACGGUACCAGGAUAAUGAGUUAUCAACCGUGGAACUACUGGAGGAAAUAGUAUUAGAACUGAAAACCUCAUUCCCAACUGUAGUCACUGACCAUCCUUUGAACCUUAACGACGAAAACAUAGAUAAUUACGACAUGUCCUUCGAGAGCGAUGACGAAUUGUGAACCAAUUGUUUAAA